CACCUUUGACUUUGAGUUGAGUAAGAAUUUCAACAAAAGAGAUAAGGUUUGCCAAAAUAUCCCAGCAAGGGUUUUACAAAUUUGAGUUUUAUCAUUCAGCCAGCCAGCCUCCAUUAUCAUCUCCACUCCCAAUCUUGUAAGUCUACAUUCUACUUGUCUGUUUAUAUAUAUUACAAAUGGCUACUACUUUCUCUUCUGCUAUUGAUGUGAAUUACACUAAAUUCUCACAUGGGUUUACACAAAUUAAGAGAUUGCCCACAAAAAGAUUCACCAUUUCUUGUAAUGUGAGUGACCCACAAAAGCAAAACCCCUCUUUAGCUGAACAAUUGAAGCCUCUCUCUGACACAACUCUCUCUGAGGACCCUAAGAGAGAUGCCCAAUUCUUGUCUAAGCAUAAGUCCACUUGGGUCAAUCCUGCUAGGCGCAAGCCUUCUGUGCUUAAUUUGCAGAGGCAUAAGAAGGCUUCGUAUUCGUAUACGCCUGAGGUUAGAGACCUUAAGUUGUUUGCUAAGAAGAUUAAUGAAUGUGAUGCUUCUGAGGAGGCUUUUAUGGCAGUUCUUGAAGAGAUUCCUAAGGUGCCCACGAGAGAGAAUGCACUUUUGGUGUUGAAUAGUUUGAAACCUUGGGAAAAGGCGGUGCUUUUCUUUAAUUGGUUGAAGGCCCAGAAGUUGUUUCCGAUGGAGACGAUAUUUUAUAAUGUUGUGAUGAAGUCUUUGAGGUUUGGGAGGCAGUUUCAGAUUGUGGAGGAUCUUGCGAAUGAGAUGAUUGAUAAUGAGGUUGAGCUUGAUAAUAUUACUUAUUCGACUAUUAUUUCUUGUGCGAAAAAAUGUGGGCGUUUUGAUAAGGCGGUGGAGUGGUUUGAGAGGAUGUAUAAGACUGGAUUGAUGCCGGAUGAGGUUACUUAUUCCGCUGUUUUGGAUGUUUAUGCUAAAUUAGGGAAGGUUGAGGAGGCGAUGAGUUUGUAUGAGAGGGGGAGGGCUAGUGGGUGGGAACCUGAUUCUAUUGCUUUUGCGGUGUUGGGGAAAAUGUAUGGUGAGGCUGGGGAUUAUGAUGGUAUUAGGUUUGUGUUUGAAGAGAUGAAAGCUCUUGGGGUUCGACCGAAUUUGGUUGUGUAUAAUACAUUGUUGGAAGCAUUGGGUAAAGCUGGAAAGCCUGCUUUGGCUAGGAGUUUGUUCGAGGAUAUGAUUGAUUCAGGUAUUACACCGGAUGCCAAAACACUGACUGCGCUUGUCAAGAUUUAUGGUAAGAAAAGGUGGGCUCGUGAUGCACUGGAGCUUUGGGGGCGCAUGAAGUCUAAUGCGUGGCCAAUGGAUUUCUAUCUUUAUAAUACAUUGUUGAAUAUGUGUGCUGAUCUUGGGUUGGAGGAGGAAGCAGAGGGGCUCUUUAAGGAAAUGAAGGGGUUGCAGAAUUGUAGACCUGACAGUUGGAGUUACACUGCAAUGCUGAAUAUAUAUGGAAGUGGUGGAAAUGUUGACAAGGCACUGGAAUUGUUCGAGGAGAUGGCCCAAUCGAAUGUUUCACUCAAUGUUAUGGGAUGCACUUGUCUGAUUCAGUGCUUGGGAAGGGCCAAAAAAAUUGAUGAUUUAGUCAGGGUUUAUGAAUUUGCAAUGGCCAGAGGGGUAAGGCCGGAUGAUAAGCUCUGUGGAUGCUUGCUCUCUGUUGCCUCGUAUUUUGAGGGAGGGGAUCUGGACAAGGUCCUUAGUUGUUUAGAACGAGCUAGUCCCAAAUUAUUUGCUUUCAUAAAGUUGCUUGACAAGGAAGAUACUGUUUAUGGGUCUGUAAAAGAAACUUUUAAGUCCAUACUUAAUAACACUGCAGUUGAGGCUAGAAGACCCUUUUGCAAUUGCUUGAUAGAUAUAUGUCGAAAGAGAAAUCUUCAUGUAAGAGCACACGAGUUGCUUUAUAUUGGAUCCGAGCAUGGUUUGUACCCAGGAUUACACACUAAGACGUCAGAGGAGUGGUGUUUAAAUGUUCGAUCUCUAUCAGUAGGUGCGGCACAAACUGCAUUAGAAGAAUGGGUGGAGUCUCUGACUAAGAUUGUUGAACGUCAAGAGGCAUUGCCAGAACUACUAUCUGCCAACACGGGUGCAGGAACACAUAAAUAUUCCCAAGGACUGGCUACUUCAUUUGAUUUGCAUGUGAAGGAGCUUGCAGCACCUUUUACACAGAGUGAAGACAAAGCUGGGCUUUUUGUGGCAACAAAAGAAGAUAUAAUAUCAUGGGUGCAAUCGAAGUCUCCAGCAGUUGCUGUUGUUGCAUAAUAGCACCAAGCAAAUCAUGAUUGUUAUAUAUAAUAUGCAUUAGGAUAUUAGCAACCACAAGUUAAGAUUGUGAUAUUAGCUAGCAGGAUACGACAGGUUCAUACCAUAAUUCUAUCGUCUAGCUUCUUUAUCUCAAUACACUAUCAAAGUUUUGUUAAAUAAGUGAGCUAUGUUAAUCUACUAAAUAGUUUUGUAAUGGUUUUGCUUGAUGUCAAUUUUCCUUCUAUAGCA
This is a messenger RNA of Daucus carota subsp. sativus, 2492 nucleotides long. Its product is annotated as pentatricopeptide repeat-containing protein At5g46580, chloroplastic. Gene Ontology annotation, biological process: positive regulation of translation. Bases 177 to 2261 code for a protein of 694 amino acids. The transcript has a single exon. Gene Ontology annotation, molecular function: mRNA binding; protein binding; rRNA primary transcript binding. Gene Ontology annotation, cellular component: chloroplast stroma. The record is from RefSeq and is a predicted model, not a curated record. Lineage: Eukaryota; Viridiplantae; Streptophyta; Magnoliopsida; Apiales; Apiaceae.